CGACAGCGCCAGGCGCGGAGCUAACAAGUUCGGCGAUGGCUGGCAGUGAGUGAUGACCCGGUUACUGUCCGUCGCGCGCAGAGUCGUUUUGGCCGCCGUGCGCUGCAGCGCCCGCGGCUGCAGCGGUCUCGGCAUGUUCUAUGCCGUGAAGAGGGGCCGCAAGGCCGGGGUCUUCCUGACCUGGAGCGAAUGUAGAGCCCAGGUGGACCGGUUUCCUGCUGCCAGAUUUAAGAAGUUUGCCACCGAGGAGGAGGCCUGGGCCUUUGUCCGAAAGCCUGCAAGCCCGGAUGGACCAGAAGGAGAGAAAAAUGAACAUGUACAAGAAUCACAAGGGAAAACAAACAAGCGAGUCCGUGAGCCAUUGGACGGAGAUGAAAAUGCAGAACCGUGUGCGAAGCAUGUGAAACAGAACGCAGAAUCGGUGCCUUCAGUUAGCAAAGACACUUUUUCUUACAUGGGAGACUUUGUCGUUGUCUACACUGACGGCUGCUGCUCCAGUAACGGGCGCAGGAGGGCACGUGCGGGAAUUGGUGUUUACUGGGGACCAGGCCAUCCUUUGAACUUAGGCAUUAGGCUUCCCGGGCGGCAGACGAACCAAAGAGCAGAAAUUCAUGCCGCCUGCAAAGCCAUCGAGCAGGCGAAGGCUCAGAACAUCCAGAAGCUGGUUCUGUAUACGGACAGCAUGUUUACUAUAAAUGGGAUCACUAACUGGGUUCAAGGUUGGAAGAAGAACGGGUGGAAAACGAGCACGGGGAAAGACGUGAUCAACAAGGAGGACUUUGUGGUGCUGGAGCAGCUGACCCACGGCAUGGACAUCCAGUGGAUGCAUGUUCCUGGUCAUUCGGGAUUAAUAGGCAAUGAAGAAGCUGACAGAUUAGCAAGAGAAGGAGCUAAGCAAUCUGAAGACUGAACGAAGCAAUUUUAAUUCUUGGAAAAGCUUCCACGGAGGCUGUUGGAGCGUCCCCGUGUCUUCUACGCCAGAGCGACGAGGCGGCUCCAUUGCUGGGGGUCGAGAAAACCGAGAGGAUCUCUGCCUUCUUUCAGGACAGGCUCAUGGGAUGUGGGCGAAACGAAACAAAUCCGGAGAGCUGGUCCCGGGUGGGCAGCCUGCAUGGUGGUGAACCGGCGCCGUGAAGCCACACGUCGGUCCCAGUGGGAUCUGUCCUGACGGGCGAGCCUGAGGCCUUAGGUCACGUGUCUUAGAAAGACCUUGGUCUCCAUUUCCAGAUGUCUCUUAAUGUUCACAUCCUGGUAGUUCCGGAACGGGACGGGAGAGCUGCUCGGGAACAGCCCCUUCUCUGUGACGGGUCGGUCGGACUCUCGCUGCUCCGCCACAGCAGGUGUCCGAACUAAGCAUCCAGCACCUCCGCAGAGUGUCUCUUUGACGUACAAAUCCUGCUUUAACCUAAUUUUAAAACCCAGAGGCCACCUUACCUGAGUCAUAGCUGCGAUGGACUGUGUCCCCCAAGUUCAUAUGUUGAAGCCCUGACCCCCAAUGUGGCUGGUAUUGUUAUGCCCAGAAUUUCGUGAUCCCCAAAGACCACCAGGGAGCCGAGUCCGAUGCAAAAGCAAAGAGCCUUUAUUCGAGCUGGCUCGAGCUCGAUCCCCUACCUGCACCGACAAAGCAGUGAGAUGACACAGCGGUGAGGUACCGGAGAGAGAGUGAGUUUCAAAAGGAUAAAGGUUUUAUUGGGGCCUACCUAGGGGCAGUUGGUGAGGUAAUGGCUGUGGCCUCAGCCGAUUGGCUGGGGAAGGAUCGGAGUCCUGUUACGCAGGUCGCCAGGCGUGUUUUGAUGGGGAAGUUUGAACGGGUGAGUGUGAGCGGGAGGUUACUCAAGGGGAGGAGGCGUGGUCAAGGUGAAGGACACAGAACAAGAUGGAGUCGCUGGCAUAGGCCCACCCUUUCAGUAGAUACAGAUGGGGCCUGUGUGGAAGUAAUUCAGGUUAACGAGCUCACUUCCUGCCUGCCCUUGCCACUGAGGAAAGAGGAAAGGCGGCUUGAGGACACAGCAAAGCCAGGAAGAGAGCCCUCCCCGGAAGCAGAUCACUGACACCUUGAUCUUGGACGUGGCCUCUGGGAUCGUGAGAAGUCCACGGUCGAGCCCCCGGCCGGCGGCGUUCUGUCCGGCCGCCUGAGCGGGGUCCCCAGCCACGGAGGUCUGCUGAAGGCCAGUCUCCUCUCCUGGGGAGGAAAGGAGCGUGAGGUCCAGUCCUCUACCCCUCGGUGGCUACCUCUCCUCUGCUUACCGUGCGGACAGCAGGACUGCGCCACGUGAGCCAGGGCGCGUGAUUCUUCGGAGAUUCUCCGCUCGGUGGAUGUCAGUGAGGCAGCCCUGCUCUGUUCAGUGACGGGUUCUCCCGAAUGUAAUUGUAAGUUGGUAGCGACCACGUUGUUUUGCUGAAGCCUAGGAAUCCGAAAAUAAAAGUCGAGAAAUAGGACUGUGGAGAGAGGAGAUGAUUACUCCCAUAUUUGGUCUGUGAUUUUUUUGAAAACUAGAAGAAUGUCUAGUUAUUUAGAUUUAGGAAUCUCGACACUGGCUGGGACUUCCUUCUCUGUGACAGGACCUAGUGAAUCGAUGGGUCUGCUUAAAGGUAUUCAGACAGACUCUCCGCAAACUGCGAGAAGAGACCCUUGAGAUCUGUGUUUUCCAGCAACCGCUUGUUCUGCGUUUUCAAAGCCAGCGGGUGAUAAGCAGCGAGGCCUGCUCUGGUGUCUGGACCUCUGCUGGUGACCUUCGGUUUUUUUUGUUGUUAUUUUAUGUUUUGUUUAUUUUUGAAAGAGACAGCAUGAGCCGGGAAGGGACAGAGAGAGAAAGGGACAGAAGAUCUGGAACGGGCUCGUGUGUGGGACUCGAGCUCAUGAACCAGACCGGGAGCUCAUGGCCUCAGCCGACUGGGCCGCCCAGGCGCCCCAUUUUUUGCUUUAAACGCCCGAGCAACACGAGAAACCCCUGUCUUGAGGCAGACGGAAGCGACCGUGGUCAGGCCUGGAGGACGGGGCCUGGGGACCCGCUGGCUGUGAGCCGGACCAACGUUAGCGGCGCCCGGGACCUGUCCCCACUGCAUUGUGUCAGCAGAGGCCUUCGAGGCACAUGUCGGGUCAGCGCACAGCUCCCUUCUCCCUCUGAGCCUUCUGUAGGCACAUGCGCUCCUAACACGUAUGACCUCACUGCAGUCCCCUCAUGACCAGCGCACCGUCCAGCGGCUCCAGGCUCGGUCCCGAGGGCAUCGUGCUGCUGAGAGGGCCACCCGUGCCCUCGGCACUUCAGGACGCUCCUGGGGACCCCCUCUGCCGUGUCUGGUGCGCCUGUCUCCACGGCCUGCUUCCCACCAUCUCUGGGUGGAGUGGCUCGAGGCCCGACGCAGCCUCCGUGUCAGCCGGAACCUAGCACGGCGUCUGCUGGUGCGGGUGACGGCACCGCCAGCCGGGCCCUGAGCACGUGGGACGGAGUGUAGCGACCUGUCUCGGCGGCGGUGUGUUCUAGAACUGUAAAUGAUCUUCAGUUUUUAAUUAAAAAACAAAUUCUCGGUG
Molecule: messenger RNA, 3532 nt
Organism: Neofelis nebulosa (Clouded leopard)
Lineage: Eukaryota; Metazoa; Chordata; Mammalia; Carnivora; Felidae
Gene: RNASEH1
Product: ribonuclease H1
Exons: 9
Coding region: 53-910 (285 amino acids)
Biological process (GO): DNA replication, removal of RNA primer
Molecular function (GO): RNA-DNA hybrid ribonuclease activity; magnesium ion binding; nucleic acid binding
Source: RefSeq, a predicted model, not a curated record